Laccaria bicolor S238N-H82 is the source of this 303-nucleotide messenger RNA. RefSeq lists its product as uncharacterized. Bases 1 to 303 code for a protein of 100 amino acids. The record is from RefSeq and is a predicted model, not a curated record. Lineage: Eukaryota; Fungi; Basidiomycota; Agaricomycetes; Agaricales; Hydnangiaceae. The transcript is spliced from 2 exons.
AUGGGGAGAGUCACUCGUCGGAUAUCCGGCGGUUCAUUAUGGUCUCGUCAAUGUGCCCCACCUUGCUCGGCUGCUCGGAAGUUGACUUAUUUCGCGACCUCAGUUUAUGGGACUCGCUCUUGUUCGUGUUGGUCUCGGAUACCUUGUUUCAUGUACUUCCACACCCCUACGACACGGGUAUUUUUCACGCAGUCUAUACGACUAGUGCAUCAGCUCAUCGCAGCUCGCCACAAUGACGCAAACGGGUUUAGGGUAGACCCGAGUUUGUACCCGACUGAUGUGGGUACCACGCCAUGCUCAUAG